Hipposideros armiger (great roundleaf bat) is the source of this 4896-nucleotide messenger RNA. It is a transcript of the gene SLC7A5, whose product is annotated as solute carrier family 7 member 5. The record is from RefSeq and is a predicted model, not a curated record. NCBI's taxonomy places the organism in Eukaryota, Metazoa, Chordata, Mammalia, Chiroptera, Hipposideridae. The transcript has 10 exons. Gene Ontology annotation, biological process: neutral amino acid transport; amino acid transmembrane transport. Gene Ontology annotation, cellular component: membrane. Gene Ontology annotation, molecular function: neutral L-amino acid transmembrane transporter activity; L-amino acid transmembrane transporter activity. Bases 37 to 1572 code for a protein of 511 amino acids.
CGCACCUCGUGUCGGUCCGACAGGCGGCGCGGCAGCAUGGCGGGCGCGGGCCCCAAGCGGCGCGCGUCAGCGGCUUCCGCGGCGGUCAAGGAGGAGGAGCAGCAGGCGCGGGAGCGGAUGCUGGCUGCGCAGCGAGCAGAUAGCGCGGAGGGCGCGGGGGGCGCGGGGGGCGAGGGCGUGACCCUACAGCGCAGCAUCACGCUGCUCAACGGCGUGGCGAUCAUCGUGGGGACCAUCAUCGGCUCGGGCAUCUUCGUGACGCCCACGGGCGUGCUCAAGGAGGCCGGCUCGCCAGGACUGGCUCUGGUGGUGUGGGCCGUGUGUGGCGUGCUCUCGAUCGUGGGCGCGCUCUGCUAUGCGGAGCUGGGCACCACCAUCUCCAAGUCGGGCGGCGACUACGCCUAUAUGCUCGAGGUCUACGGCUCGCUGCCCGCCUUCCUCAAGCUCUGGAUCGAGCUGCUCAUCAUCCGGCCCUCCUCGCAGUACAUCGUGGCGCUCGUCUUCGCCACCUACCUGCUCAAGCCGCUCUUCCCCACCUGCCCCGUGCCGGAAGCGGCCGCCAAGCUCGUGGCCUGUCUCUGCGUGCUGCUGCUCACGGCCGUGAACUGUUACAGCGUGAAGGCUGCCACUCGGGUCCAGGAUGCCUUCGCCGCCGCCAAACUCCUAGCGCUGGCUUUGAUCAUUCUGCUGGGUUUCAUCCAGAUUGGCAAGAGUGAUGUGACCAAUCUGGAUCCCAAGUACUCGUUCGAAGGCACCAAGCUGGACGUGGGGAACAUUGUGUUGGCGUUGUACAGCGGUCUCUUUGCCUACGGGGGUUGGAAUUACUUGAAUUUUGUCACAGAGGAGAUGAUCAAUCCUUACAGAAACCUGCCCCUGGCCAUCAUCAUCUCCCUCCCCAUCGUCACCCUGGUGUAUGUGUUGACGAACCUGGCCUACUUCACCACAUUGUCCCCAGAGCAGAUGCUGACAUCGGAGGCCGUGGCCGUGGACUUCGGGAAUUAUCACCUGGGCGUCAUGUCCUGGAUCAUCCCCGUCUUCGUGGGCCUGUCCUGUUUCGGCUCCGUCAACGGGUCCCUCUUCACGUCCUCCAGGCUGUUCUUCGUGGGGUCCAGGGAGGGCCACCUCCCCUCCGUCCUCUCCAUGAUCCACCCGCAGCUCCUCACACCCAUGCCCUCCCUUGUGUUCACGUGCCUCAUGACCCUGCUGUAUGCCUUCUCCAGUGACAUUUUCUCCGUCAUCAACUUCUUCAGCUUCUUCAACUGGCUUUGUGUGGCCCUGGCCAUCAUCGGGAUGCUGUGGCUCCGCUACAAGAGGCCCGAGCUGGAGCGGCCCAUCAAGGUGAACCUGGCCCUCCCUGUCUUCUUCAUCCUGGCCUGCCUGUUCCUGAUCGCUGUCUCCUUCUGGAAGACCCCUGUGGAGUGUGGCAUUGGCUUCGUCAUAAUUCUCAGUGGCCUGCCGGUCUACUUCCUCGGGGUCUGGUGGAAAAACAAGCCCAAGUGGCUCCUCCAGGGAAUCUUUUCCACAACAGUCCUUUGCCAGAAGCUCAUGCAGGUGGUCCCCCAGGAGACAUAAAGGAGAAGAGCCAGGAAGCUGCCGGACAGAAAACGCGCAAAGAUCGUUUUAAAACAACUCACCCACCUAAAAAUCGACUCUGGUCCAUCAUCCAAGGCAGCUCAGCUGAGCGCCCCACACCGUCCCUCCACCAGGUCAGGCGCCGGGGCCACUGUGAAAAACUGGUACGAAUUGAGUCCCAGAAGACGAACUUUUAUCAAUACCUCCUCAAGAGUGUGAGGCGCAAGCGCUGAACUGAGAAGAAGCCGGGGUUUCUGACCAACAACAGACUUUUGCCAUCUUGGGCCCUUCUCCCUUCCCACCUUUUUUUUAUUUGUAUUAUUUUUUUUUUAACUUAAAUGUUGGGUCAAGUCAAUGCCACCAAGAGAAUUAUUUUUUAAAGAAGUCAGGGAGGGCAGGUGGGGGGAGUCUUUGGUCCUGUAACGCUGCCCGCAGCUUCCGAGGGAUCAGGUCCUGUCUCUGGGUGUGACCCCCCCGCAGCACCAGCUUCAGCAGGGUCUCACGGGAGGAGGGAUUCUGAGAGCUGAACACUCCAGCUGCCGAUAAGCUACCGAGACUCAGUCUCAUCUUGUGGACAAUGGACUUGCACUGACAGACACGGGCGCUUGGCUUCUUUAUUUCUUUGUUAUAGAUGUAGUGACAUUGGGAAAACUAACCCUGGGCUUACGUCUCUGCCUUGAAGACCUGAGGCAGAUCCCUCCCUGAUGCCCAGUAAUGAAAGAGAACCUCAGUGAAAUGGCUGCCUUCGGAGAAGUUUGUAGGAGAACAAAGGACGUGGGCUGAGUCUGACACCAGCCCCAGCUCCACAGGAAGAGCCAGUUCCUGUGCCUGGUGUCUGCAGCCAGUGGGGCUCAGAGCAGAGGCCACGGGCAGCUGUUCAAUCCUGGAGCUCCGGCCGGGACGUGCCGAGCGGGGCUGGUUUCUGGCUAGACCCCGGUCAUUCGUGACACCAUGGGGCUCCUGACUUUGUCCAUCCUGCCCUGGACUGCAGCCUGAGCAAAAGCACCAAGGCAGAAGGGUCUGGGCAUCUCCUGUUGGUGGGCAGUGGGCAGCACACCAGGUCUGGCCCUCAGGUGAUGCUGCCUCCUGGCCCAUUCUGCACCCAGUUCAGGAACCAAUUCUAGGUCUCUCAGACAAAGCCUCGGGCUUGAAAUCUUCUAGAAACAGACACGACAAGGAAGGCAGACACUGCGACCUCUAAUGGGCGUCCCAACCGGUUCCCACAACGCAGCCCCUCCCAGGAUCCACAAAAGUGGCCUCCCUGGCUGGAUGGCAGCCCCAGAAUGCUGUCUGGGCCUGGCUGCUGGCUCCUGGCCAAGGCACCACCAGCCCCUCCCACCACCUCUGUGACCUGUCCUGGAAUUGAUUCCAGUCGGAGGAAGACAGAGCCCAGCCCUUUUCAAAACUCCAUCUCUGCACCUGCUCUGGCGGCUGCCCCGACUCUCCAGGAGUCUGAUUUCCAACUCAGCACACCUCCCCUCCUCUCCAGAGAGGCUGUGCAAGCAGGCUUUUGUCCUUGGGGCUCCCGUGGUGUUUGCCCUGAGGGAGCAGCUAAGGCCCAGCUAAUGUGUCCAGCCAUCACAAGCUUUCCUGAGCUGUCACUCCAUCCAGGGAGCCAGUCUGGGGAACAACAUCAGCUAAGGUCAAGUUGUCCUCUAGGGCCCCAUCUUAGGCGCUCGGGGGCUCUGCCUUGGCCUCUGACCACUGACCUUCCCUCGGGAGAUUGAGCUGAGCCCUCAGGCAUCAGGCCUCAUGCUCAGCCACUUGAGCUCCAAAUGGCAGGUCCAUCUUGCCACCACCCACCUGGAUUCUGGGACUUCCACACCAUCUAAUAGACCCAGAGGAACCUGACACAUAGCUUGGGGGACCUGGGCUGGGCCGUGAGGGUGAAAAGGGCUCAGCCAGAUGUCCACCUCCUCCCCUGCUGGGAGGAGGCAGGGCCGGCCAGGAGGCCCGUGCCAUCAAUGGCUCCUGAUGCGUGAGGACAGACCACCAUAGAAGUCGCCUUGCAUGAACUCCAUCCUCGUGGGGCUAUAGUCCACUCAUCUGGGGUGGAACUCGACGUCUGAAGGCAGAAGGUUCCCAAGGAAGUCAAAAGACCUGACUGUAGACUUUCUGUGUUGGGCAGAGCCCCUGCCCUGGGCCUCAGUUUUCUAAUCUGCAAAUGGGGGCAGUAGCCGGUGCAUCACCUGCCUUAUGGGUUUGUGCACAUCCAGGAGACUGUGGACCUCAUAGUGACCAUAGCCCUGUGCAUAGAUGGCAGAACGCUGCCUGGGGUACACUGCCUUUCCACAGGGGUCCAGCGUCGUCUGAGCAGAAUGUCAGCUUCCUCCAUAAGGGGCAGUGGGCACUUGGGCAGCUGUCCUGGUUCAAACCUCUGGCUCUGGGAGGAUAGAUACAGCCUUUCGGGAUACAGGGAGCCAGGUGACCCUAUCCAGACCACAGUGGCCUCCCCACAGUAGCCUGCUUCAGCAGCCUGAAGACAGCUGUGAGGACCCACAGUGUCCAUCAUGAAGAAUUGGGGCAGUGUCACCCCUGCAGGGGUAGACUGGGGUCCCAGGGUUCCCUUUUCACACAGGCAGAGGCUGGAGAGGGUGCUGAGAGGUCAAAGGCAGUUCCCUAGCAUUUGGGCUGGGACCUCUGCUGUGAAGAUGGGUUGGGGGGCCCAAUCUAUAAUUCUUGGAGCUGUGUUCCCCAGUCCAGCCCAGUCCCUGAACCCUCCCCAGAAGGCAAGGAUUGUGUCCUGAGGUGCCAAAUCAUGUCUGCCUGCUGAGUGGGUCCACCUGUGGCCGCGAGGCCCUGCCCAUCUGCAGACACCCUGGGGCCCUGCCACGUUGGCGUCUGGGGAGGCAGAGACUUAACUCUUUCUGACCACUCUACUGACAAGUGUCCCGAGCGUUCACAUUUAUGGAGAUUAAUUUUUUUUAACCAAGUCCUGGCAUAUAACCAGCAAUCAUUUGUUCAGUCGCUCUGCUGUUCUAUUUUGUCCUAACGUCUCACUAAUCAUGUAAAGGAUGCUGUUGGCACUGUGUUUAUUUAUUUGCAGGGUCGGUUCAGCCUGGCUUCUCCAGAGCAUUUUCACUGUCCUUGCAUCCCUGUCGGUGUUCCCAGCCACGUCCUUGCUGCCACUGUGGCAUUGUCGUCAGCCUGGCUAAAACACCUCCGCCUUGUAAUGAUGUGUGUGGCUUCAAUGUCUCUUUCUCGUCUCCUGUUAAUGGCUAACCUGUUACAUUUGGCUGGUUCAGGGUGGGGGGAGUUCUGUUUUUUUGUGUGGGUUUUGUUUUGUUUUGUUUUUAAAGAAAAUAACGAUCAGAAUUAUAAGUA